Molecule: messenger RNA, 1263 nt
Organism: Chionomys nivalis (European snow vole)
Lineage: Eukaryota; Metazoa; Chordata; Mammalia; Rodentia; Cricetidae
Product: preferentially expressed antigen in melanoma-like protein 1
Exons: 3
Coding region: 1-1263 (420 amino acids)
Biological process (GO): negative regulation of DNA-templated transcription; positive regulation of cell population proliferation; negative regulation of apoptotic process
Cellular component (GO): cytoplasm
Source: RefSeq, a predicted model, not a curated record
AUGAGCUUCAAGUCCCCACUCACACUCCAGGAGCUGGCAGAGAACAGUCUCCUGAGAAGCAAGACUGUGGCAAUCUCUAAUCUGGACAAUAUACCCUCAGUUUUUUUCCCAUCACUGUUCAAAAAGGCCUGCAGAAAGAAAAAGUUUAGCAUUGUGAAGGCAAUGGUGCAGGCCUGGCCCUUCCCCUGCCUCCCACUGGGAGCCAUGAUCAAGAGAGGUGAUUCCUACAGGAGAAUCUUAGAGAUUAUCCUGUUUGGGCUUGAUAGCAUGCUUUGCCAGAAGGUUCCUCACAGGAGGUGCAAACUGAAAGUUCUGGAUCUACGGAUUAUGCCUUUGAAGAUGUGGGACAAGUGGUCUGUGUUCAAGGCUCCUGACUGCAGUGAGAACCAAGCAGCGGUGGGUCUUUCAGAAACGGAGGUGAAGCCGCAGGUGAAGGUGGCUAUAGACCUGGUCCUGCAGGAACGCCUAUUAAAGUCCUUGGAGUCCUUUGUCGUUGAAUGGGUGGCUCAGAGAGAAGGUCUGUGUCUGUGCUGUAAGAAGCUAGAGAUCUGGUCUCUGGCUACUUUCUACCACAAAGAUGUCUUAAGGACAUUGGACCUGAACUCUGUUCAGGAACUGCAUUUGUAUAACAUGAACGAUCUUACCUGCCUGCUUAACUUCUCCCCUUACCUGGGUCGUAUGAGGUACCUGCGCAGUCUCCUGCUCUCCAGCCUUUGGCCAUGGGCCUGUCGCACACCAGCGGAGAAACAGCUUGUUACGCAGUUCACCUUGCAGUUUGUCAAACUGAAGCACCUCCAGGCCUUGCAUCUGGAAAAUGUCUUCUUCCUAGAGGAUCACCUAGAGGAGCUCUUCUGGUGCCUAAAGACGCCCUUAGAGACCCUGUCGGUGACUAACUGUUUGAUCUCAAACUCAGACUGGGCCAACAUGGCUGAAUUCCCGUGCACAAGCCAGCUGAAACAUCUGAGUUUGAAAAGGGUUAAACUGACUCAUUUUAGCCCAGAGCCCCUGCAGACUGUGCUGCGAAAAUCUGCGUCUACUUUGCUCUCUCUGGACUUGGAGCACUGUCGGUUGUUGGGCUGCCACCGCAGUGCCGUCCUGUCCUCCCUGAGGUGCUGUACCCAGCUUAGGUGGCUUAACAUCUGUGGAAACCAUUUCUCAGGGAAUUUCUUGAGGGAGUUGUUAGAUGACGAGAUAACCUUGAGAUCAGAAGGGUCCACUGUAGUCAUCAUCCCUGGGUGUGAUGAUCUGUCACCAGAACUUUGA